Aspergillus pseudonomiae is the source of this 1697-nucleotide messenger RNA. Its product is annotated as putative bZIP transcription factor (MetR). Gene Ontology annotation, molecular function: DNA-binding transcription activator activity, RNA polymerase II-specific; RNA polymerase II transcription regulatory region sequence-specific DNA binding. NCBI's taxonomy places the organism in Eukaryota, Fungi, Ascomycota, Eurotiomycetes, Eurotiales, Aspergillaceae. Gene Ontology annotation, cellular component: nucleus. The record is from RefSeq and is a predicted model, not a curated record. Bases 405 to 1307 code for a protein of 300 amino acids. Gene Ontology annotation, biological process: regulation of transcription by RNA polymerase II. The transcript is spliced from 2 exons.
CCCCCCCCCAGGCUUAAUCAGCCAGUUUUUCGCACCCCCACCCGAACAAAUUCCAUUCCCGGUGGCCCUCUCCGGUCCCACGUUCCCACAGUCAUUCGAUCGUUUCUUGUUUCCCCUCUCUUUCCUCCCCCUGCCUUUCUGUGACUAGCCAUACAUACUUACUUCUUAUUCCUCCGUCAUUUUACUUCGCAAUUGCCAAUCGACCCCUCUCGACUUGUACGCGGUUAAGGCGGCCAUCACCGAAAGAGAGAAUUAUCGCUCCAGAAUCAUAUAUCGGUCGAGUCAUUUUCCCUCAAUCAGCCUCGAGUCUCCCCAGCGGACUAUAGGAACACAAAAACACAAGAAAAGAAGAAAACGGAAAGGAAUAUUGAACACAGAGGUCUCAGAAGCCUCAACGGUACACCAUGGCCGAAUACAAUGGCCGCAGGGCCCCCAACUUCUCCCAAUACCUCGACGAUUUGAACGCCAUCCCGUCGCCAUACGACCAGGCUGUUCAGCAGCAGCAAGGCUCAUACAACCUCGAUGCAGACCUCUCCCUCUUCACCAAUGCCGAGUUCUUUGAUUUUGAUAACUUCGGGGAUUUGAACCUCCCCGGGUUUGACUCGGUGGAGAGCGACAACUUGAAGAAGGAAAACAACCAAGCCACUGGCCAGAACCCAGAUAUGGAAUUCUUGGAUCUUCUCGGUGGCUUUAACAACAUGCCCGAGUACUCAGCUACCGGCUUCAACUCCGUCAAUGCUCAGUCUCAACCUCCAUCUCUGCAAAAUGCGCCGUUCUCGACUGUCCCACAGAUGCCCAACGGGCCCCUUAAUGCUGCCUCCAGCCCGAACGAGUCUAUCUCGACUUCAUCGCCGUCGCCUGCAGGCCAAUCACAGACGCCCGGCCCCGCUCCCGCUUCCGCUACCUCUUCUUCCGCCCCCGGACCGAAGCGUAAGAACACCCAGAAGUCGGCUGCUAUAAGUGUGGAGGAGGCAGCACGGGUUGCGGCAGAGGAGGAUAAGCGUCGGCGUAACACUGCUGCCAGUGCGCGGUUCCGUGUGAAGAAGAAGAUGCGUGAGCAGGCGCUUGAGAAAACGGUCAAGGAGACGACAGAGAAGAAUACUGCGCUCGAAGCCCGUGUCACUGCCUUGGAGCUUGAGAACCAGUGGUUGAAGAACUUGAUCACGGAGAAGAAUGGGCAAUCAUCUGAGGAAGGCAAAAAGUCAGAAAAUGACAUCGCGGACAUGUUCAAGAAGUUCCUUGCUUCGCAAAAGGCUGAAGGCCAACGGAGUAGUGCUGAGUCAAGGAUCGGUGUGGGCACUGCUUGAGUGGAAUCCAAGUAAAAUUAUGUUGAUUGAAUGGCGUUAUGUCAUUGUGUUUAUGUUCGGGUUUUUACUUCUUGUUCAUACUUAAUUUGGAGCAUUAGGAGACCGGGGAAGGCGUCUCGGAGGUUGGUGGGAGGCAUGAGUGAUGAUUUUUCAACGUUCCUUGAUGGUACAGACUCCACUCCAACGUGGAAAACAAAAAGAUGGAUUGUUUGUUGUUUGGCUUCUCACGUUUUAUAUCCCAGCCUAUAGGUAUUUCAACAUUCUACAAUAGACGACUUUGUGCAAUCUACACGGCUGCAAAGCUUUAAUCAUAUCUACAUCAUCCGCCAUAGACCAUUUCAUAACACUUGUAACCGCGUCCGAUGCAGAAAUCGACUGCUGAAGUUAAAC